Messenger RNA from Ruditapes philippinarum (Manila clam), 1390 nucleotides. Its product is annotated as zinc finger protein 227-like. NCBI's taxonomy places the organism in Eukaryota, Metazoa, Mollusca, Bivalvia, Venerida, Veneridae. The transcript has a single exon. The coding region runs from base 1 to 789 and encodes 262 amino acids. The record is from RefSeq and is a predicted model, not a curated record.
AUGCACUCUGGUGAGAAAACGCAAACAUGUGAAAUAUGUAAUAAGUCAUUUAGUUAUAAAUCUAAUCUAUAUCAACAUAUUACAUCAGUUCAUCUCCAAGAGAAGAGAUUUAAAUGUGAAAUAUGCGAGAAAUCAUUUUCACGUAGUCAUAAUCUGAAAUAUCAUAUGUCAAUACAUACUGGUGAAAAAGACUAUAAGUGCGACAUAUGUGAAAAAUCUUUUCCGCUGAAGGAAAGCCUCACAAAACAUAUGAUAACGCACUCUGGUGAGAAAACGCAAACAUGUGAAAUAUGUAAUAAGUCAUUUGGACUAAGAAGUUCUCUUCAAAAACAUAGGACAACUAUGCACACUGUUGAGAAAAGAUAUGCAUGUGAAAUGUGUGAUAAAUCAUUUUCUUUGAGAGGUAACUUAAAGGCACAUAUGAAAAUACACACUGGCGAGAAACAUCAUGCAUGCGGAAUAUGUGAAAAGUCAUUUUCUCGUAAAUAUGCUCUUGAUGGGCAUAUGACAAUACACACUGGUGAAAAGAAAUAUUCUUGUGAAAUAUGUGGUAAAUCAUUUUCCUUCAGAAGUAACCUUAGAUCACAUAUGAAAAUACAUAAUGGUGAUAGAAAGUAUCACUGUGAAAUCUGUGAAAAGUCAUUUGUUCACAAUAGCAAUCUCAAAAGACAUAUGAAAAUACAUUCUGGUGAAAAGGAGCAUCAUUGUGAAAUUUGUGAUAAAUCGUUUGCUGAUAAAAGUUAUAUUAAAGCACAUAUGAAAGUACACACUAAUACUAAAACCAUGUAAAUGUGAUAGAUAAAUUACAAGACCUUAUCUUUAUCGCAAAAAGCAAAACAAAAAGAAAGAAGAAAAAAAAAACGUAAAAAGGAACUCAUGCGGUAAAUGGUUAUUUUUCUAGAAGAAAUUGUCUUAAGGACAAAUAUUUAAAUGUGUGAUGUUGUAUAUUUUCUUUCAGGGGACAUCUCAAGACAUAUUUGAUAAUAUUCAUUGACGUUUGAAUAUUCGUAUAAACUAAUUCAAUACACUAAAGACAAAGUCCACAUAAUAGAAGAAAAGAGGCUUAAUUGGCGUGACGUAAAACAACUUUCGUUUCGUGAAAACGUAAAAAUCGUUUUUCCUUGUAGUUUACUGAAUCAGCUAUUACAGUAGCAGAUAGCUAGCAAAAUUACAUUAAAUAACACAAAAACAUGUACAUAUUUUAACAUUAGAAAAUAAUUAAAGUCACAAAGUGUCAUUUAUUAACACGUUGUUGGGGCAAAAUAUGUAAAUACAUUUUUGAUCAUUCACAGUGAUUUUGUUUUUAAUGUAAUGUAGAGAGUUAAUGCACCUUUUCUAAGUGCAUUAUAUCUGCAGAAACACUAUAUCUGCAGAAGCACUUUAUCUGCAG